Mercenaria mercenaria is the source of this 3539-nucleotide messenger RNA. RefSeq names its product metastasis-associated protein MTA3-like. Gene Ontology annotation, molecular function: transcription coactivator activity; transcription corepressor activity; chromatin binding. NCBI's taxonomy places the organism in Eukaryota, Metazoa, Mollusca, Bivalvia, Venerida, Veneridae. Gene Ontology annotation, biological process: negative regulation of transcription by RNA polymerase II. Bases 169 to 2331 code for a protein of 720 amino acids. The record is from RefSeq and is a predicted model, not a curated record. The transcript is spliced from 19 exons. Gene Ontology annotation, cellular component: nucleoplasm; NuRD complex.
UGUGAAACGAGGAGGAAGACAUUAGGCCAAGAGAAAUGGCGACUUCGUGAAAUGUCGUGAGGGGUGACUGGAAUGGACACGACCCAGUUGUGAUAUUUUUUUCUAAUUGGAUUAAUUAGCAUUUAGUUUGGAUAUAUGUGAACAAACUUUCAUAUAUAAGAUUCAAAAAUGGCGGCAAAUAUGUAUCGAGUCGGAGAUUAUGUCUUCUUUGAAACUGCAUCAACGGCUCCCUACCAGAUACGAAGGAUAGAAGAAUUAAAUAAGACACCAAAUGGCAAUGUGGAAGCAAAGGUUAUGUGCUUUUACAGACGAAGAGAUAUUUCAAGUUCAUUAACACUACUUGCUGAUAAGCACCAAAUUUUUGCAGAUGGUACACUGGACGAUGAUACAGAAAAAGAGGAGCAAGAUGGGGAGAUCUCAGACAAACAAAGACACCAGCUGAAACAUAGGGAGCUGUUCCUGUCCCGACAAGUAGAAACCUUGCCAGCCACACAUAUACGGGGAAAAUGUACAGUCACUUUACUGAAUGAAACAGAGUCAAUGACAUCCUACUUAGACAGAGAGGAUAUGUUCUUCUAUUCCCUGGUGUAUGACCCACAACAGAAAACAUUACUGGCAGAUAAAGGUGAAAUCAGGGUGGGACCUAAAUACCAAUGUGAUAUUCAACCAUUAUUAAAAGAUGGUGAAACAGAUGGCCGUAACAUGGAGGAGUUAGAGAAAUUAAUAUGGGACCCGGAAUGUAAACUUUCUGACAAAAAUAUAGACCAGUUCCUUGUUAUAGCGAGGUCAGUAGGAACGUUUGCACGUGCACUGGACUGCACAAGUACUGUGCGUCAGCCUAGUCUUCACAUGAGCUCUGCUGCAGCAAGCAGAGAUAUAACACUGUUCAAUGCAAUGCACACAUUACACGGUAGUGGAUAUGAUAUAGGGAAAGCUAUUGGUAGCCUUGUGCCACCAGGUGGGCCGGUCUUGUGUAGAGAUGAAAUGGAAGAAUGGUCAGCGUCUGAGGCUAACCUGUUUGAGGAAGCAUUAGACAAAUAUGGCAAAGAUUUCAAUGAUAUUAGACAAGACUUUUUACCAUGGAAAUCCUUAAAAAGUAUUAUAGAGUAUUACUAUAUGUGGAAGACUACAGAUAGAUAUGUGCAACAGAAGAGAAUUAAAGCUGCAGAAGCAGAGAGCAAACUGAAGCAAGUCUACAUUCCCAACUACAACAAGCCUAAUCCAGCCGCCAUUAAUGGCAAGAUGAAUGGUAUAGAUGGCCAGGUGUCAGGCAGGGCCUGUGAAAGCUGCUAUGCUGCCCAUUCAAGUCAGUGGUAUGCAUGGGGACCAACACAUAUGCAGUGUAGGUUGUGUUCAUCGUGUUGGAUCUACUGGAAAAAGUAUGGUGGAUUGAAGAUGCCAACACGACUAGAUGGGGAGAGGCCACCUCCUGCACAGAGACAAGAGAGAGUAGCUCACAAUAAUCUGUUACGACUACAUCGAUGUACAAUCACUGGUUGUGGAAAGGAAUUCCGAUUAAAAGCCCAUUUGGCACGGCAUUUAGCGACUGCCCAUGGACUUGCAAUACGAGCGGGCAGUCCACGUCCAGUGAUGAAAACAAGAGCAGCAUUCUGUUUAGUGACAACGCCACUUACAAGAAUCUCGAGAUAUUUAUGUAAUGAUCUUCUACGACCACGACAUGCGGCACGAUCUCCAUUUAUACCAAUAAACAUAACCACAAUAAAGACAGAAUGUCAGUCUAGACUGACAGAGAGGGGAGGUAACUACAAGCUGCCCAAACACAUGUCAACAAGGAGUCGUAUACAGCCAAUAGUUAAACGACUUGGAAUUGAUGUUAACCAGGAUAAACCGGCCAUAUUGGAGAGACCAGAUGGACCGGCAAAACAACCAGAAAAAUUAUUCUUUCCACCACUUUCACCUUCAAAACAGAAACCAUUGGAUGUUGUGAACAAGUCCCCUAAUCAAGGACCGUCUAUCAUGAGGAAAAGAGGUUAUGAAAACACAAAUGGAAUGGAUGUUGGUCCUCCUUCAAAGAGGCCCAGUAUGGGGGUUAUUCGACAACAGGCCAGUCUGGCUAUGAGACCUCAAAUACGUGGAACUUUGAUGAACCACAAUAUGAAUGGGCGAGGGAAGAUGUUACCAAAAGGUUUCCGCAUGCACAUGAUCAGUUGGAUAGAUGCCCCUGAUGAUGUUUAUUUCAUGGCUACAUCAGCAACAAAAAAAUUGCGUAAACAGCUACAUAGUCACGAGUUUAAGAGGGCGGCUAGAAACCCAUGGAGGACUCUCAGUGUUAAACCUCAGCUUGGUGAAGACAUUGUUGUCCUUGAAUGAAAUAGAACAAGAUGAUACGUUUGAGAAAAACAAGGGAUUCAGAAGUAUUUUGUGGAACAGAAUUCAAUGAAAACCAUUCAUUUGCUGAACACAACACAAAAAUGCACAGCUGUUUCAUUUAUAUGUUUACAGGGGAGUGAAACUAGUGAGGGAAGAUACUUGACUGACAGUUAAGGCUGGGCUUGCCAGAAAGUCAUUUAUAAAGCAUUGUUGACCAAUGGAUAUAAUAGAAAAAAUCAAAAUAUUUAUAAGACCUUCCUGUUUUAUAUUUGAUACAUAACAUUCAUGUAUUUAUUAUUGAUUAUUUAAUGGAAUUUCAAUUCUUGCAUACUGGACUGGACUUUUUGGUGUUUCCACCAGCACUUCUCCCUCACGUCCCAAACUUCUCCCAUUAUUAUUGGGAGAGAGAGGUCACUUCAUACAGACUUUGAACCUAUGCUGUGCUCCUUUGAAACGGCAGGACAUCAUCCCCUUUAAAUGAGCUUAGUUUAGAUACAUUAAUAAAUCAGCAAUGUAAGGAGAGUCAUUCAUUUUGUACUAUUUAUUCUACUAUAUGUAGCAUGCAGUAUGCAAGAGAACAAAAUCUUGUAACUGGAUGUGGGUGUGGAUGGGAAGUGUUAUGUUCUUUGGGUAACUUUUAUUGUCAUUACGCUGGUACAGCUUCAUUACCACAUAUAGGGUUGCUCACAAUACUGCCAUAACUCCUCAAUUGAUUAAUAGGAGUAACGGCAGUAUUGCGCUCAACCCUCGAGUCAUAAACAGUUACUCUCUCAUCCUCAUCUACAACUAGUGAAAGAUUCUUCUAUUCAGAAAUGUGAAUAUGGUAUUAACUACAUCAAAAUUGAGGCACAUCUAUGAUUAAUAUAAAGUGGAGUGCAAAUUGUGUUGAGCUGCAUGGACUUUAUCUAAUGAAAUGAAAACAGGUCUUGAUAGACAGUAAACGGAACUUCAUCUUCGGUGGUUGUGGUAAUGUAAAACAUACUACAUGCUGUCAGGAUUAAUGUAAAUAUUAAAUUUGUACAUACAGCUGUUGAGAGACUGAAGAAUAAGUGUUUAAAAUAUUGAUGUGAAUGACUGAACUUUGUAUGAACUUCAUAUCUACUGGUGCAGAAAUGUUUAAGGUGUAUUCAGUAUGAGCUCCUUUCUGUACCAGAAGUUUUGUAUGUCAUUUUUCUUGUCAAAAAUGUUUAUAAAUGAUUCUCACUAUG